This is a messenger RNA of Ictalurus punctatus (channel catfish), 2139 nucleotides long. RefSeq names its product butyrophilin subfamily 1 member A1. Gene Ontology annotation, molecular function: protein binding. The transcript has 10 exons. The record is from RefSeq and is a predicted model, not a curated record. Bases 440 to 1924 code for a protein of 494 amino acids. NCBI's taxonomy places the organism in Eukaryota, Metazoa, Chordata, Actinopteri, Siluriformes, Ictaluridae.
CAAACAGUCGUCUAUUAGCAUGUACAACACAACAAAUAAUUAACCGCGCCCGUAGCUUUCAUAUACUAAAAAGUAAAAACACCCAAAACUGUAUACGGUUCCACAACGAAGACCAACUGUACGACGAUACGUGAGAUUCUGGAGGGAACGUCGGACAGGUGAGAGGUCGGAGAGGCGUGUCGUGAAGAUGAACCCUGUAUGAUGACGUUUUGCUCUUUCUGAACUCUGAAUAGACGUUGAGCUUGUCUGCGGGAUGAAACCUGAGUUCGAAAAGAUACGCCGGUGUGUAUUGUGCACCAGAACACUAGGCAGCGUAGCCGGUUUAGGCAGGACGGACCGGUUAUACUCCUUUUAUGCAAAGUACACUGGGAUAAGAAGGCAGCGGUGGAGAGGAUCAGCAGACGAGGAAGUUAAUGAUUCGUUUUUAUGACCUGCAGCCAUGAUACUGAUCUGCAUCGCGUCUGUUCUCGCCUGUUCAGCAGCAGAGUUCUCCGUAGUCACCCCCAACGCUUCAGUCUCGGCACCGUUGGGUUCUUCAGUCGUCCUGCCCUGUGGUCUCUCUCCAUCUUUAAGUGCCAGAACUUUGGAAGUUCACUGGUACAAGAAUGAUGACAUUAAUAACCCGGUUCUGCUCUACCAAGACCAAAAAGUCCAGGAGAACAUUAGAACGGAGUACAGGGACAGAGUGUCUCUGAUCGGGGAACUGGACAAAGGGAAUGUCUCUCUGAAACUGGACAACCUGACAACAGUCGACAGUGGAGAAUAUACGUGCUUUGUAAAGAGCCUCAGUUGGUAUGAUAAGCACAGUGUGAACCUGCUUGUAAAAGCACUAGGUUCUACACCCCUCCUCUCAUAUCAUGAAGCUGGAGAAAAGGUGAACGUUACCUGUACAUCAGGGGGAUGGUCGCCCAAACCCACACUCACCUGGAGAGACAACGAAGGACGAGAACUCCCAAGCAGUCACGCUUACUACAGAACUGGCUCUGAAGGGUUGAUGAACGUGAGCUCAUGGCUGCUUAUCUCUUUGUCUGACCUCGAGUGGAUCUCCUGUACUGUGGGUUUAAACCAACAGGAAGUAAGAGAGAGCAGAGUUGUACCACACAAAGGAUUCUGGAGAGAAGCGUUCAUCUCGACUCUAGUGCUUUCAUUAAUUGUCCUCAUCGCCUUCACCGUUCUUCUGAUUUUGUUCAGGAGAGGUUUACUCUCGCACUGUUCGUCUCACAAAAACCCAAAAGCAGCAGCUGAUUCUCCUGAAUCCUCACCGGCAGAGACGGUUCCUCUUAACGCUGCGGGGAACUCUACUCAGAACACAACUCGAGGGAUCAGUGAUCAGGGAUCAUAUGUUCCUCCAGAACCUACUGAAGAACGGUCUGUGAAAGACAGAUAUAAAGUGACCCUCACACUGAAUCCAUCAACAGCUCACAGAUCUCUAAGAGUGUCCGGGGAUCGGGAAAGAGUUCACUAUAAAAAAACAAACGCUGAUUGUAAAUCUAAAUUUCCUCACGUCGUGAGUAAAGAGGAGCUCGGCUCGGGGCACUACUACUGGGAAGUGAUGAUAUCGGAUAGAACAUCAUCUGCGAAGCCGAAGUCAUCGUGGUGUGUAGGAGUGACUCAGAAACCCCACUCGGAGGACGUCCUCAGAGCUCUUUGUUAUGAAGAAGGCACUGGGUUGUAUCCUAAUACUGCGGAUUUCAGUAAAAUAACCAUCAGAUGUACCAUAACGAGAUUAGGGCUGCAUUUAAACUGUGAAAUGAACUCUCUUUCCUUUUACAACGUAGAUAAAACCCCUCAUGGUCAUCUCUACACCUUUAAUAACAUACCACACGCCACGUAUUUUGCGCUGUUCAGUCCAGGAGUGAAAGAUGUACAUCCUCUCAGAAUUAUAAAAUUGAAAGCUCAGAGUCAGCUAAAAAAGGAGCAUUAAGGCCAGAGGUUUGUUUUCAUGUUCAGCAGGUUGAACUUCCUGUAUCUAUAAUAAAUCUCAGGUUAUGUAAAUGACUGGCGCGCUGUAGUUCGCCAGUGCACAGUUUCAGUAUGAAAUCCCGUGAACUGUAGUUUACUCUGUAUUUGCUAGUUAUAACAUUGUGCUUUUGAUGUUUUUGUGUAUUCUGUUUUAUUAAAUUCAGUUUAUAUAUAAAA